This is a messenger RNA of Phytomonas sp. Hart1, 1041 nucleotides long. NCBI's taxonomy places the organism in Eukaryota, Euglenozoa, Kinetoplastea, Trypanosomatida, Trypanosomatidae. The record is from the annotation of a GenBank genome assembly.
AUGGUGGGGAGCCCAGGAAGUGGGAAGACGACGCUGCUUCGGCGGAUCUACGCCACUUUUGGCCACACCGCAGCCUCCGCCAUUGGGCAUUCGCCGGAUCCGACGAAUAAAGCUAGUAAACUCAAACCCACCACUGCCCUGGAUUACAGCUAUGCUCGACGAAAUGAGCGAAACCUCUCCCAGAUCGCCCACUUUUGGGAAUUGGCCCAAGGUACGGAAUUAGCGCAGCUUUCGGAAAUUGUGGUGAUGGCGGAGACCGUCCACACCAUCGUCCUGGCUGUGGUAGUGGAUGCCUCAGAAGGGGGAUUGGCGUUGGCGUGGGAGAACGCGACCUACUGGCUUCAACGAAUUGACCGCCGCGUGAGCGAAGUCGCGGAUCGCAUGCGGGCGAAAGGCUCAACCACUCCGGCUAAGAUGCUUAGUCGGGCGAAAAAACGAAUUGGGAUGGAGCACCCCGAUCUCAGUCGCAUGCGACUGAGCGGGAUCCCGACGAUCCUUGUGGUCAACAAGAUCGAUUUGUUUAAGGGUGACAACUUUAAGAUGAAGGUGCUUUCCCAUAGCAUGCGAUUCCUCGCUCAUCUUUACGGGGCCCAUGUCAUCUUCACCGGUGAACAUGAGACCCAUAAGUGGAAGAUGCUCAUGAGUCACCUCCUCUUUCAGGCACCUUUUGAUAAUCGACACAUCCAAUUUGAUCUGGAUCGCGGUGGGGUGUUGGUGACGGCGGAUAAGGACACCUUCGUCGAUAUUUGCAAACCGGAGGAUUUGUAUUGCGGUAGCUAUAAUAACAUUGCCGCGACGGGAGACCCGGAGUUAGAUCGCUGGAAGGUCCUUUUUGAUCAAGUCUACCCACCAGAGAAGCUGCCCGAGUCGAGAUCCUUCAAUGAUCCUUUUCUAAGGAAGCUUUAUGAUACAACGGAGGGCGGUUAUGGGGAGCCUAGCAUUGAUGCCCUACGCAAGCAGAAGGACGAAGAGCUUGAACAAUACAAAAGAACUACUAAGAUGAAGUUGAAAGAUAAGUCAAAACAAACUAUUAAUAUGUAG